AAAGAAACAUAUCAUAAAUUAAGUCUUUAUGUUUAUGCUGUGGGGCCGUUAUGAAUGCGUUAAUAAAUUAAUAAAUAAAAAAUUAUUGUUUUGAUACAAAGUAUAAAAUUAAAUGAUUAUUAUAAUAAAAAACUGUUUAUUUUCCGAGUCAUCAAGUACCUUAUUGCUAACAUGCAUAACUCAAUUGGACGCACAUCACCAGAAAAGUCUUGCUCAGAGCUAAAAUACACUUUUGAGUCAACCAAAGAGAAGUCCACCACACAAAUAGCGGAUAUUAAUAAUACAAAGCCACCCUACAGUUAUGUCGCACUUAUUGCAAUGGCCAUUCAGAAUUCACCUCUAAAACGUGCUACACUCAACGAAAUUUACAGCUACAUAACAUUGCGUUUUCCCUAUUACGAAAAAAAUAAAAAAGGUUGGCAGAAUUCCAUACGUCACAAUUUAAGUUUGAAUGAGUGCUUCAUCAAGGUGCCCCGUGAGGGUACGGGCGAACGAAAAGGGAACUACUGGUCUUUGGAUACGCAAUACGAGAAUAUGUUUGAGAAUGGCAACUAUCGCCGAAGACGAAGAAUGAAACGACCUUAUCGUUCAGUUGGACACUUUCCGAAACUACUAACAGACGCCUGCCCUUCGAAAUUGAUUUUCAAUCAUACGCCUUGUCAGACCUACUACAGAUACAACACAAAUACUCAAUGGAUACCUGCACAACCUUUGUCUAGUUACGGUCCUCCUCCAGUAAGAAGUACCUAUCCGAAUAAUUCAGUAGCUAGUUUUUCUCCGCCUUUAUUGGGUGCGAACAACUACAACAGCAUUAUCAAUCCAGAAGGAAUUUCAGCCGAUGGCACAAAAAUGAUGGACCCAUGUCCUUGCCCCAUUUGGAAUACAAUUCCCGAUUUGAUGAUAAAAGAUGAGCUUUCGUCAUCAAGCCCUUGCGACGCUACAUUGAUCACUUGUCAGAAGCAAUUCGCCUUACAUUAAUGUAUAUGACAAAAAUAAUAAGGAAAAAUAUACUUAUACAUAUAUUUAAUUUUAACGAGUGCUAUAAAAGUAAUUGUAUUAUAUAAAGGUCUCACAAAAAAAAAUUAAAUCAAGCAAAUACUAAAUAAAGAAAGAACCUCUGUAUGGAAAAACAAUAAAGAGUGAG
Anastrepha obliqua is the source of this 1144-nucleotide messenger RNA. Its product is annotated as forkhead box protein C1-B-like. Gene Ontology annotation, biological process: cell differentiation; anatomical structure morphogenesis; regulation of transcription by RNA polymerase II. Lineage: Eukaryota; Metazoa; Arthropoda; Insecta; Diptera; Tephritidae. The record is from RefSeq and is a predicted model, not a curated record. The transcript is spliced from 8 exons. The coding region runs from base 172 to 978 and encodes 268 amino acids. Gene Ontology annotation, molecular function: RNA polymerase II cis-regulatory region sequence-specific DNA binding; DNA-binding transcription factor activity, RNA polymerase II-specific.